This is a messenger RNA of Paecilomyces variotii, 1733 nucleotides long. Its product is annotated as short chain dehydrogenase/reductase family. The transcript has 2 exons. Lineage: Eukaryota; Fungi; Ascomycota; Eurotiomycetes; Eurotiales; Thermoascaceae. Bases 469 to 1584 code for a protein of 371 amino acids. Gene Ontology annotation, molecular function: oxidoreductase activity. The record is from RefSeq and is a predicted model, not a curated record.
UGGCGACUCCGCAACCACCAACAAUUUGCAUACUCGAUUCGACAACAGAGAACAACUCCAUUCCAAGAACAGCAGCAGCCCAUCAUUACACCAACAUCCACUGGCUAACUAGCUCAAAACUUGUUCUAAUUGACGUAGAGAUAUUAUUUCCCUGCUGAUCCAAGACUCAAUAACCCGGCUAUGGCAACGAUCAUCAAGAACUGAUGCCAGGAGCCGUGGAAAACAAGGGUCCUCAUACAACAUCCACCUUGUCGCGAUCCAGCUGCCAUUGGUCUAUUAUUUCACAGCUACGAAAGUACAUAUUGGUAUAGUAUCUUAACGGUCUAGAGUUGUCUAUGGUAUUCUCAUGCUCUGUUCCUUUGCUUGAGGGGUUUCCAAGUGGUGGGUUAUUCUCUUGGUUCGAUUACUCAACUCGACUGUUCACGUCAAAGCCAUCUCUCUCUUCUAUCCUCUUUUCUUGGCUUCAAUAUGUUACCGUCAGCAAGUAGACGUCAUUGUCUUACCUCCUUGGCAACAAAGCCAGGAGUCAGUGCAGGGAGCUGCAGAGCACUUAAAACCAGCCAGGUCCGGCCCCUGCUGCAGCAGCCUUUCACUAUUCAUCAGUCAUUGUCAUUUUCAUUGUCUUCGUCUUCCUCUUCCACUCUUCGUCAGUACAGUACGAGUCCGAAAUUGCAGAUAUCAUCGGAAUUGAAAAUGGCCGCGCAACAGAAUAACGAGAUGUUCAAACUCUCGGAGCUGUUUAAUGUCAAGGACAAAGUUGCCUUGAUUACGGGUGGAGGCUCUGGUAUCGGCCUGAUGGCCACACAAGCCCUCGCCGUCAACGGAGCCAAGGUAUACAUCGUCGGCCGGACAUCAGAGAAGCUCGACAGGGUCGCCGAACUCUACGGGAAGAAUAUCCCCGGCCAGAUCAUCCCCAUCAACGCCGACAUUUCAAAGAAAGAAGAAAUGCAGAAGCUCGUCAAGGAGAUCGAGUCUCGGGAAAAGCACGUCUCGAUCCUAAUCAACAACGCCGGUAUCUCCAGCACAACGACUGCGACCGAGCCCGAGGACCCGCACGAGCUCCGCAAGAACCUGUUUGACCAAGAAGCCGCCAACGUCGAGGACUGGGAGAAUGUGUGGCGCACGAACGUCUAUCAACUCUAUCUCAUGACGACGGCCUUCCUGCCGCUCUUGCAGAAGGGCACUGAGGCCGAAUACGGCUUCUCCAGUACAGUCAUCAAUAUCUCUUCGAUCUCCGGCAUUGUCAAGACCUCUCAGCACCACUUCGCCUAUAACGCCUCCAAGGCGGCAGCGAUCCAUCUGAACAGAAUGCUUGCGCACGAGGUAGCGUCGUCGAAUCUGAAGAUCCGAAUCAAUAACAUUGCUCCUGGUGUCUUCCCUAGUGAGAUGACUGCCGGUGAGAGCGAUGAGAAACAGAAGAGCGCCAUCCCGCGUGAGAAGUACGAGUCGAAGGUCCCUGCUGCUCGGCCCGGUCAUGAGCGUGAUAUGGCCAAUGCUGUCCUCUUCGCUGCUACGAAUCAGUAUGUGAACGGACAGACCAUUGUUGUUGAUGGCGGGUAUGUCUUGGCUGCUGGGACGGUCUAACCUGAUCUAUAAGCCGGGAAAAAAGGAUGUUAAUAUAAUAGCUGGAUGCACGGCAAAUAAAAACGCUGUAUUAUAGUGCAAAGAAGCAUAGUAACGAUCAUGUAUGAUUAUGUUUAAUCUCAACCGUUAUGGACGAUCUAAUUUGGAGU